Messenger RNA from Lepisosteus oculatus (spotted gar), 963 nucleotides. RefSeq names its product olfactory receptor 52K1-like. Gene Ontology annotation, biological process: G protein-coupled receptor signaling pathway. Gene Ontology annotation, molecular function: olfactory receptor activity; G protein-coupled receptor activity. Gene Ontology annotation, cellular component: plasma membrane. Lineage: Eukaryota; Metazoa; Chordata; Actinopteri; Semionotiformes; Lepisosteidae. The record is from RefSeq and is a predicted model, not a curated record.
AUGCAGAGAUACCAAGGUGGAAAUAUUUCUCACUCUGAAUUUUUUUUAAUUGGAUUUUCAGGACUUAAAGAACACAGAUGGCUGCUUUUUUUCCCUUUCUUCCUGAUGUUUGCCUUGUCUGUUGUGGCCAAUUCGAUUUUGAUAUUUGUUAUUAAGACACAAAGGAGUUUACACUCUCCAAUGUGUGUUUUAAUUGGUGCCACAUCAGUUGUCAACCUGUUUCUGACCAUGUCUUUUAUGCCAAGAAUGUUGUUAAGCUUUUUAUUUAACUGGGAUGGUAUUUCUCUGACAGGUUGUCUGACCCAAAUGUUUUUCAUUAACUUCACUGGUUCAUUCCAGUCAUCCAUUCUCCUCCUGAUGGCUAUAGAUCGCUAUGUCGCCAUAUGCAUUCCAUUGCACUAUAGUGAUUAUAUAAACACUCCUAAUUGUUUUAAAUUUGUAAUCGCAUCUCUUCUCAGAAGUGCCAUUUUCUUUGUGGUUGUUGCUUUCCUUGAUGGCAGUCUGUCUUACUGUAACUCGAAUAUCAUCGAUCAUUGCUUCUGUGAGCACAUGGCUCUGGUGGGACUGGCUUGUGGAAGCACAUUGAUAAACAACAUUUUUGGACUCCUAAUAAUUUUUCUCAUUACAGUUUUUGAUUGGGUGUGUGUUUUUAUUUCUUAUGUGAAAAUUUUCAUUUCUGUCUUCUUUAAAGCCUCUGGAAAAUCUUCUCGAAAAGCAAUUCAUACCUGCACUACACAUAUUAUAGUCUUAUUCUUGAAUUACAUAUAUGUCAUGGUAGCAUUGCUUUCAUAUAGAAUAGGGAAUUCACUUUCUCCCAACAUCCGUGUUCUCAUUAGUAUAAUGUAUCUACUUUUUCCCAGUUGUUUUCAUCCAAUUAUUUAUGGAUUCAAAACUAAAGACAUAAGAGAACAGAUACUGAAGGCAUUUAAAAGUGUCAGGAAUAAUCAGGUCUCCGUUAAAUGA